GUCAGCCUAUUGGCGAGAGCCAGUCCGGCACCGCGCGUUGUCCCGAAUGCACGUCGAACCGCCGAUUUCCGCGUGUGCUGGCCACGUGAUCGCGCUCGAUCGCGUUCGAUACACCUUUACCAGCGAUCGCUCUGCUGCUGCUGCUGCCGGCUCUCAGUUCUUCCAUCACGGUGGUUCUCGUCCUCACUUCUCCGUUUUCGAAACGCGAAAUUCCUCGUCUGCGAGCCUCCGUCUCGAAUCGAUCGCGUAAUCGCCGUUCGUCGUUCAACAGACAUUGGUACACCUAGAGAGAGAGAGAGAGAAAGAGAGAGAGACUCUAUAACGGUACACCGCGAAAGGUGACUUACGCGGAGAAAACCUGGCACGAAAUACUGGCAACCGAGUCUGGAAGAAGCUGCGCUCGAAGAGGAUCACGUGGUUAAGAAUACCGGUGCACGCAGUGGACAGAGACUUAGGGAUCGGCGACGAGAACUAGCGGCGAAUGAAUGGGAGUGGCCGGCAUUCCGGAUUGUAAAGAUCAGCGGCGGUGCGAUGAAUGGAACGCGGCGUUGAGAACGAUCCGGAAAAUGGAUGUCGCCAAGAGUGCUGCAACGGAGGAGUUCGUGACGGUGGUCAGCGUGGAGAGCCAGCCGCCGCCGCCGGAGAAUUUCGUCACGGUGUUGUCGAUCGGUAACACCGGUAAGAAAGAGGACGAUGCUCAUCUGCCGACGAUUCCGAUCGCCGCGUCGACCAAGAGCACGAGCAACGGUGUCGACGGGCCGCUCGAGGAGGAGGUCGAGGUGUACAGGUUACCGGGGGAACGGCUGGGGUUCGGACUGAAGUUCGAAGGAGGGAACAAGACGUCCGAGAGAGUCAGGAGGCUGUUCGUUCAGAGCUGCGCGGAGCAAAGUCCGGCUAGCAGGGCGAAAUGCUCGUGGGGCAUUUUGGGGGAGGGUGACGAGGUACUCUCGAUCGACGGUGUACCAGUGACACACAUGACUCGGCUGGAUUGCGUGAGACGGCUGAAGGAGUCGCAGCUGGUUAUCAAGCUGAUGGUUAGGUGCAGAGGAGCGCUGAGGCCGGAGGUGGUGAGCGCCGAGAAAAAGAAUUCACCGGAGAGGAGCAAAGUGCCGCCCGAAUUGCCCUCGGUGCCACCACCCGUGCCGCCGCGAAAGCUGAGGCAAGCCCGAGGCUUGGCCGACGGCGAGGCGAACCCGAGUCCCGUGAAGAAAUCCUGGAGCGGUUCCAGCUCGCAGAGCAGCUCGCAAAAUGGCUCGCCAAAUUCGCAGCCUGCCAAUCAGCCGGACAGCAAGUCGACCUCCUUCGAGAGCUGCGAGUCUUCCCCGAGGAGCAACGGCUCCGUGCUUCAGGAGAGCCCGAAGGGAUCGAUCGUCAAGGAACGAUCGCCAGAACUCGCGAAAUCCAAACAGGAACCACCCGAAGCGAUGGUGUACAUGGACGCCAGGUCCCAGUGCGGCUCGACGCACGGAAGCACGUCGGACGACACCGGCAGCUCGAUGUCGACGAUGAUCGACCGAUUCUCCACCACCUCCGACCGAGUAUCCACCAUUUCCACCGUCUCGACUGCCUCCACCGCCUCCGAACAACCGAGCGAACAAUUCUCGCGAGUGGAUCAAGACUUCGUGGAUCGAUCCUCGGACCGCGACUCGCAACUGUCCAAAGCGAUCUGUCCGUUCGAGAACCUGUCCGACGACUACCAAUCGUCCAACCCGACCCCCGACUAUCUGCUCCGCCGUCUGGCUAGCUCCGAAGCGGUGACUCACGUGGAGUCCCGGGGCGAGGUGGAGAAGAUCACGGCGGUUGUGGCGCCGAACACGGUGCUGAUCGAGGAAACGAUCACGUUUCAGCCGCCGUUGAGCUUCCAGGACGCGCCGUUGAGCUACGGCCACGAGGCCAGGCCCGAUCUACUCUACACGGCCGAUCUCGCCGCCGACUCGACCACGCACUUCAGGCCAAUUAAGGACGACGUGGAACUCGUCGAGCGCGUCAACAGCGUCCACUGCGAGGAAUUCCAGUCUUCCGCCGAGUCUCUGGCCAAGCGCAAGGAAACUCCGAGCAGCAGGACGCCACCGCCGCUGCCUGCCAGGAAUCACGUGAACAGAAUCGCCGUCAAUCAACCGAACAGCGACCAAUCCUUCAGCGAGGCUCUCGACAAUCAGGAUGCACCUGUUCUACCGCCCAAGCCGCUGCCCAGGAGAGACGUCAAGAUCAGACGGAAGAGGCCACCGCCGCCACCGCCGCCACCAGCGAUCCUCCCUCGAACCGAGGCCAAACCGUCCUCGUUGCCCGAGUCCAGGCAAACCAGCUUCGAGAAGGAGGACGACGACGACGAGCCUGACGUCGCAAACGCCGGCAAACUCGACGAGCUUGCGCGCGUUGUCAGGGCGAGGCUCGAGGACAGGUCGAAGACGACAGAUCUCGACGACAGGAAUUUGACGGACAUGGUCGCGGACUCGGACAAGAAGAGAACCGAGGAGGAGACCGACGAUACCGAGUCUAUGGAGAACUACGAUCCUCGGGAGGAGGAGGGAUUCAGGACGAACAAGGUGUUGGAGAUCAUCGAGAUACGAAAGGCGAGGGCGUUCUCACCUCGCGGAACGAAUUCAACGUUGCGUGAGGAUAAAGGCAAGCAUCAGGAGCCGGAGAGGCCUAAGCCGGAGCUUAGAGCUUCGGUUAGCUCGGCCUCGACCGAGACGGAGGAUUCUGACGACGAGGGUGAACAGAUCACCAAGUUCAACGAGCCCAUUGACGAACUGGAGGACAAGGUGGUUGGAAGCGAGAGUCUGGAGCGAUCGAGAGACAUCGAUCCGCCGGUUAAGAACGAGGAUACGUCGCACGGAUUGCGAGAGAGCAGCGAGAGCGAGGAUUCUUUUAGAUCGUGCAACGAUAUCAGCGUGCACGCUCUGACGACCAACCGUGCCCAGAGCAACAACGAAAUUACGGACGAGGAGGACACGAGCGAAGAGAGCGACGAAGGGGAUUAUUAUUGGCAGAGCAACCUGGCGACCAUUGGCGAAGAGGAGGAGACCAAUUCCCUCGAGUACACGAAUCCGAAUAACGAAGAAUCAACCGACAACGAGGCGAGCGUCACGGGGAAAGCAGAGCGAGAGGAAUCGGCGGGCAAGGAAGGCAUGCUCGAUGCAAAUGGUAAGUGUGAAUACAGCGACGUCUUCAUUAUCCUCUAGCCUGUUCCUAGUUGGGAAGAGUUCCUCGCUCGGCAAAUUAAAAGCCGCCGGUUCGAGGUCAGUGCAAAACAAUCGAGCGGCUCUGCUCGGGGAGAAGUUCCAUUAAAACCGCUCGAAUCAGUCAAUUAAAUCCAUCAGCCGCGUUGCUAACCGCGCAAAAAUGUUAGCGCCAUUCGCGUUGACCCGCGAGUUCCCCUUAAUUGCCCAGCUUCUUGCCUCGUCCUUGCUCUUGCCUGCUAUCAGAUGAACCAACUUCGAUCCAACGCUAACCAACGAAUUUGACACUGACUCGGAACUACCGAGGUCGUUAAAAUGAUUGAUUGACAAUUUUUGUUAGACAUUUAAAUGACAAUUUUUGAUAU
Molecule: messenger RNA, 3547 nt
Organism: Frieseomelitta varia
Lineage: Eukaryota; Metazoa; Arthropoda; Insecta; Hymenoptera; Apidae
Product: microtubule-associated protein futsch-like
Exons: 5
Coding region: 486-3185 (899 amino acids)
Molecular function (GO): protein binding
Source: RefSeq, a predicted model, not a curated record